Beta vulgaris subsp. vulgaris (sugar beet) is the source of this 3271-nucleotide messenger RNA. RefSeq names its product codeine O-demethylase. Bases 2019 to 3095 code for a protein of 358 amino acids. The record is from RefSeq and is a predicted model, not a curated record. The transcript is spliced from 4 exons. NCBI's taxonomy places the organism in Eukaryota, Viridiplantae, Streptophyta, Magnoliopsida, Caryophyllales, Amaranthaceae.
UUGUAACAUAUAUUUUAAGGUAAUAAGUUGUAGUGUAUUUAUCAAAUGUUGCUUCCUUUGUAACUAAAUAAUUGCAAUAUUUUUCCUCGGCACGGACUCCUACAUGUCUUUCUCUCUUUGUAGAUUAGUCAACUAUGUCCUGAAAAAUUAAUAAUUACCAACCCAAAUUUCGAACUCAAUUAUCCAGUAAUUUCGCACAAAAAUUGCACCUUAAUAAAAAAUUCAAGCAAAAAAUCGUUUUUUCAUGUAAUAACUAAUAAUAUAAUAUUGUGAAAUAAAAUAUUAAAUAAUAAUACUUCCUCUGUUUCAUUUUAAUUGUUACACUUUGACAUUUUACACUAUUCACAAAUUGCACUUUGACCCUCGUUUGCGAUUUAUAGUGAAUAAAAACAUAGUCAUGUGGGAUCUUGUUAGACUCGUCUUAGUACAUAUUUUAUUAAUAUGUACUUUUUAUAAUAUUUACAAAUACAAAACUAGAGAUAUAUAUCGUCAAAGUUGAGCAUUGACAUGCGUGAAAAGUGCAAGUGUACAAUUAAAAUGAAACGGAGGGGGUAUUAUUAUUAAAACGAAUAAACAGAUCUGUAUUCGGGUAAUAUUUAGGACCCGAUACAGAUCUUUUUCUUCCAAAGAGGAUCCAGAUCAUACUCGGAUCCAUAUAUAUGGUCCAAAAUUUGUGGGAUCCUAACCUGUCAAAAAUGGAUCUGGAUCCACGGAUUCGGACAAGGUCCAUGACCCACUGCCAUCCCUAGUUGUGCAUAACACAAUGUUUUUUUUUAUAUAUAGUUUAGGUCUCGUUUUAUUCAAUAGAAGGCUGCAAAUCCAAAUAGUCGAGUACAGGGAAUUGAUGGGCGUCCAAACCAGAAUAAUUCUUACAGAGUGAGAUAAGACAUUAUGAGAUACAAACUAAGCCUCAAUCAUACAGCAUGGCCUAGAUCCAGGCCAAAAACUCUGCAUUUCUAACCAAACCUUGCUUUGCCAAAAUGUCUGCAACUACAUUGGAACUACGACCUUUGUGGAAGAUGGAUAAACCCAGCCAAUGUAACAAUUAAAAAGAAACAGAAGAACUAAGUAUUAGUGAAACUCUCCUAUAUGAGCAGGAAACUAAUAGUUCUUCGAAAUAGUACUCCCUCUAUUUCUUUUUUAUCCUUUUCACUUUCAUGUGCACGUCUCCUUUUGCACGUAAGUAUUAGUGUCAAGAUUUUAAGUAAGAAAGAUAAAAAAAAAUAUAGAAAUUACCAAUGUGUUUGGUUCAUUUUUAGUAAAGGAAAAGAAGAGAAAAGAAAGGAAGGGAAGAGAAAAGAAAAGAAUGGAAGAGAAAGAAAAAAAAACCUUAACUUCCCAUGUGUGGUAUAAAUUUUCUCUUUCCUCCCAAAUUCCCUCACUUUUGGAGGAAAGGAAAGUGAAAUUUUAUUAAAGAGUCCUUCCUUCCCAUUCCUACCAUUUUCUUUCACCUAAUUUUUUUCUUUUAAUGAACCAAACAUUGAAAAGUAAAAAAAAUUUAGAGGUGAUCAUUUUGGCCCGGCCCGACCCGUUUUGGGCCGGGUUUUGGGUAGAUUUUUUCGGUCCGUUGUCGGGCCCGACCCGAUUUUUUUGGCAUAUUGGGCGGGCUUUGGGCAAGCCAAAAACGACUUUUAGUCUAUUUUUUGCCCGGCCCGUUUUGGCCCGCAAAAGCCCACUAAUUUAGGCCCGAAAUAACGGGCUUUGGGCGCAAAAAUUCGGCACGAAUUUAGGCCCGGCCCGGUCGAUGGACAAUUUUUUUUGCCCUUGCCCGGCCUAUGAUCACCUCUACAAAUUUCCUUCCAUUUCUUUUCUUUUCCUUCCAAAUUCUUUCUACCAAACAAGCUGUAUAUAAUAUUGUAGUAUAACCCUUUCAAAAAAUAAAUAUUAGUACUUCAAAUUGUUUAAAAAGUUUGUGGGAGAGAAACAGCCAACAAGACCGAUAGUUACAACUUACAUCAUAUUGCGUCCACACAUUACCUUGUACCUCCAUUCUUUAAAUUUUGUGUUGAGCUACAUGCAUGGUUGAACCUCCAUUCUCUUCAAUGGAAAAGGAAGAAUUUUCUGUAAAUUUUGCAGAAAAUGAAGAUAUAGUGAGAGAAAAAUACAUUUGCAAAGAUGGUUGUUAUUAUCAACGAGUUGAUAACUCUGUUCCAUAUAUGGAACCUCUACUCGUUGAUUAUUCUCUCCUUAUCUCCUCAUCUUCAUCCCAAAAAGCAACAGAUGAACUUGAAAAAUUCAAGUCAGCUCUUUCUUCAUAUGGUUGCUUCCAGCUGAUAAACCAUGGUAUACAAAUCUCACUACUUGAUGAGAUAAAGAAGAUAUCAAGGCAAUUUUUUGCACUUCCUAUGGAAGAGAAGCAAAAAUAUGCAAUGUUACCAAAAGAUACAAAUGGCUAUCAACGUGGAGCAGUUACUAAUCCAACUCCUACCAACCAAGUUCUUGAUUGGAAUGAAGGGCUAAAUCUCACACUUUUUCCUGAAGAUCGUCGUCAGCUCAAAUUUUGGCCUGAGAACCCUCUUCAUUUCAAGAAGGUGAUGUGUGAAUACACAACGAAGUUAACAGACAUAUUUGAUGUUCUCUUCAAGUUGGUGAUUCAGUCGUUGAACGUGGAUGAAGAAAGAUGUGCAAAUCAAUAUGGAAAAAACAAAGAAAUUAAUGCAAGAUUUAAUUUCUAUCCAAAAUGCCCUGGCCUUAAUAAAAAAGUUCUUGGGUUGAAGCCACAUGCAGAUUUUUCAGCAAUGACACUAGUGUUGCAAGAUGAGGAAGGACUUCAAGUCCUCAAAGAUAAUCAAUGGUUCAUGGUUCCUGUCAUUCCUCAUGCUAUAUUUCUUAAUCUUGGUGAUCCAAUUGAGAUAAUGAGCAAUGGUAUUUUCAAGAGUGCAGUGCAUAGAGUGGUGACAAAUACAGAAAAAGAGAGGGUUUCAAUAGCUGCAUUUUGGGAUAGCGAUAGAAAUAAUGAAAUUGGACCCUUUGAAGAACUUGUUACUGCUGAUCAUCCUCAACUUUACCAACGAAUUUCUCUCUUGGAUUAUACCAGUAAUUAUUUCCAUUACUAUCAAUCAGGGAAAAGAUCAAUUGAUGCUGUUAGAAUUUAAAUAUGGCCAAUUUCAUGUGGGGAUUAAAUUAACUUUGAUGACUAUUCUUCAACUUUUUAAGUUUUCUCUAUCGUAGUACUCCUAUUAUUUCUUAAUUACUUCGGUUAUUUAUAUGAAGAUGUAAUGGUCUACCAAAUCCGUCAUUAUUAAAAACCCCAUGAACUUCUUUGCUCUUA